This is a messenger RNA of Microcebus murinus (gray mouse lemur), 2128 nucleotides long. Lineage: Eukaryota; Metazoa; Chordata; Mammalia; Primates; Cheirogaleidae. The record is from RefSeq and is a predicted model, not a curated record.
AAAAAUUUUAAACUUGCUGGGCGUGGUGGCCUUCGCCAAAAGUCACAGCUCCUGAGAGGCUGAGGCAGGAGGAUCCCUUGAGCCCAAGAGUUGGAGGCUGCAGUGAGCUAUGAUGACGCCACUAAGCUCUAGGCUGGGAGACAGAACCAGACCCUGCCUCAAAACAAAAACAAAAAAUCCGUGUCGCCUACCCUCGCACACCAAGGGGCGGAUCCCCCCUGCAGCCGCGCCCCAUCCCUACGCAGCUCCCCACAACUCCCACAGACAUCCGCACACUCGGGCGGGGCGGCACAGGCCCGGAGGGCGGCGCGCGGGGCAUCACGGGGCUUGUGGUCCCCCGGAAGGGCCGCUCCUGGCUCGUGGCCGCGCCUCCCCACACUACAACUCCCACGGGGCAGCGGGACGCGGGCUCCCCGCGCCGGCCGACGGGUCGGGCCGCCAGCUCGCUCGCGCUCGGGCCCUGGCUGCCGCCGCGGGGCGGGGCGGGAAGAUGGCGGACGUGGUCGUGGGCAAGGACAAGUGCGGGGAGCAACGGCUUGUCUCGCUGCCCCUGUCCCGCAUCCGGGUCAUAAUGAAGAGCUCCCCCGAGGUGUCCAGCAUCAACCAGGAGGCGCUGGUGCUCACGGCCAAGGCCACGAUAUAUUACCAAAGAAGAUUUUAGCUAGUAAGUACCUGAAAAUGCUAAAAGAGGAAAAGAGGGAAGAAGAUGAGGAGGAGGAGAAUGACAACGAUGAUCAAAAUGAUGAUGAUGAUGAAGCUGAAUCCUAAACCAAACAAGUGCUUUUAAAAGUCUGCCUGGUGAGGAGCCUCCUGGAUUAGCACCGAAGUGUGGCACUGUUGUGCCUUAGAGACUUCCAGUUUGUCGUAUUCUUUGCUGGCUAAGAUGAGCAUCUCACGCACCUUCGCCAUAAACAGCCAAAGGGAAAGUAAUCCAGGCAGCAGUCUCGCUGCAGGCCCACACUGCAGUGAGAGGUCACCAAAAAAGGUGCCAGCACAGUCAGGCACUGCUAGUUGAUAGGCUGCUGCUCUAAACUAUAGAGGCAAAGAUGAUUUUGCUUAAUUUUUUGAUUUUCAAAUAGAUUUUGAAGAGCUUCUAAAUAUCAGUUGUAUAAAUUCAUAUGUGUAUAUUUUGGAAUUCUUAUAAACAACUAGAUUCAGUUUUAGCUAAAUUUGUACUUUGUAGGUAGUAUGUUACAUCUAAAUUUUUGUAUUUUAUAAGAAUUUGAUUAUUCAAAUAUUUUUUUACUGUAAAGAAAUAUACUUUUCCUUUUUCUAUUAAAGAUCUGUACAUAUUUUUACAAAAAUGCUUUAUGGAAUUAGUUUUAGAGUCCUCUGUUCUAAUGUUUUGCUUACUGUCUGAGAAUUUUGUGAAAUUUAAAAAUAAGCAUUUCUAACACUUUUAUUUCCAAAGGAUAAUUCCAAGUCAAAAUUACCAAAUCAAAUAGAAAAAUAAGUAUUUCCUCUGCAUAAGCAUGUUCUUAAAAAACAUUUUGUAUAUUGAAGAUAACUCUGAUCUUACUAUUCUUUGCUUUAAAUCCUUCUGUUGUCAGUAAGAGAAAACCAUAAGCCUUAUUUUCCCCCCAUAUAGGGUAAAUGUUUGGCUCCUGUCUUUUUAAUAUCUUAAAAAAAAGAGUUAUAAUUUACAUCCAGCAAAUUACCCUUUUAGUGUCCAAACUCAAUUUUGACAGAUGCUUUAUAACCAGUCAAUAUGCAGAACAGUUCUAUCCAAAGUAUUCCCAUUCACCCUUGAAGUUAGUCUCCCCCACCCCCCGCAACCACUGCUGUUUUCUGUCCCUCUUGUCUAUAAAAAUUUAUUUUAAAAUAAAAUAUGUUAAAAUCUAGUUUUUGGCAUGUAGUCCUGAGUUUGGGCAAAUAUAGUCAUGUAACCACUACAAUUUAGAUACCACAGUUCUUCUAAAAAAUUCCCUUAUGGUCAAAUCCAUCCCCACCUUUUACCCUGGCAACCACUGAGUUAUUCUCUGUCCCUAUAGCAGGAGUUUUAAGCUUUGUGUGCUAAUCUGUUAAAACUACUAAACUGCCAUUGUUGUACAAGAGCAGCCAUGGAUAAUAUGUGUAAAGGAAUAAGCGUGGCUGUAUUUCAAUAAAGCUUUAUUUCUGGAAACUGAAA